This is a messenger RNA of Peronospora belbahrii, 273 nucleotides long. The record is from the annotation of a GenBank genome assembly. NCBI's taxonomy places the organism in Eukaryota, Oomycota, Peronosporomycetes, Peronosporales, Peronosporaceae.
AUGAAGCAAUUGGCCUGCUGGUCUGCGGAGGAUGUGGCCAAAAAGGCUCCAUCGGCUGCGAAGCAAGUGAAAUCGGAGAGGCUCUGUCUUGGUACGGUCGUAGUGCUCGGCAUUGUAAAUCGUGUCUGGAUAACGUACGUUAAUCACUUUGCGGAGCUGUUGACGAUGGAAACGUUCAAAGCGUGUGUAGCACGGAAUCGGUUAGGGCCCAAGUCCCGCAAUUGUAUAGCAGGAUCGGCAAGACGUAGCAGUUGUAGAGGCGAAGGCGCGUAG